This is a messenger RNA of Danio aesculapii, 654 nucleotides long. RefSeq names its product ubiquinol-cytochrome-c reductase complex assembly factor 5. The coding region runs from base 156 to 401 and encodes 81 amino acids. NCBI's taxonomy places the organism in Eukaryota, Metazoa, Chordata, Actinopteri, Cypriniformes, Danionidae. The record is from RefSeq and is a predicted model, not a curated record. The transcript is spliced from 2 exons.
UUGUCGUCACAGCGGCAGCAUGCGCAAGAUCAGUGCUGAAGGACACAGCUGAUCAGAUGUUUUGUAAUAUAGAUUAAAACCCAUUUAUAAUAGCGGCCAUUAUUGCGCAGUACUUCAGUUUUGUCAAGCAGGAACUUUUGUUUUUGACAGAGAACAUGUUUAGGAAAAGUCAGAACCUGAAAUACCUAUUAAGUCUAGUACCUGGAAAAAAACGCUUUGGGGUGUACAGAUUUCUGCCCGUGUUCUUCUGUAUCGGCGGCGUCAUGGAGUGGAUCAUGAUCAAUGUCAGAAUAGGAAGAGAAACGUUUUAUGACGUGUACAGACGAAAACAGUCAGAGAGAGCGUAUCAGCACAAGACUGAAGAGGGCCUGAUUAUGUUCACAGACUCUCAAGCCAAAUGACAGCUUCACAACUUCUCCAUGAAACCAGUUCACUGGACACUGGAAUAUGUUGGCCAUCAGCUGGAAGGCAGCUGUGACAUGGACUGCAAACAUGAGCACAGAUGAGGUGCAAAAGAUUGUCUCAAUGUGUUUUUGUAAGGAAGGUGGGGAUUUGUGUGUUGUCUAUGUAAGAAAUAUGUUUAUAAUGAAAGUGAUUUUGGCAGCUUUGUGAUUGUGAAUAAAAAUCAAAGUCAUUUGCACAAGAGAAGAAAGG